Messenger RNA from Trypanosoma cruzi, 1992 nucleotides. RefSeq lists its product as uncharacterized. NCBI's taxonomy places the organism in Eukaryota, Euglenozoa, Kinetoplastea, Trypanosomatida, Trypanosomatidae. The transcript has a single exon. The record is from RefSeq and is a predicted model, not a curated record. The coding region runs from base 1 to 1992 and encodes 663 amino acids.
AUGGAUGUUGCGGCACCCCAUGGGAGCCCACGCUCGAGUGUGCGCUUUAACCUUGAGAGCGAGCAUGCGCGUGAGCAAUCCAAGGGCCUCGGGGAAAUGGAAAAAAAGACGAGGGCGUUGGAGCGACAGGUGAGGGUGUUGCUAAAAGAGCGCGAAAACCACCUGGAUGCUCUGGAGGAAAUGCACCGAGCGGUCCAGAGCUCGAAUGCGGAGGCUGAACUGCUACGAGAGGAACUUCAAGUAAAAGCUGCUGAAGUGGAAGAGAUUAGAGAAAAGGCCAAAAAAGAAGCUCUGUGGAUCGUAAAGAGCGAGUGGCGUACCAAACUGGAUGGCUUGGCAAGAAGCAACACUCAACUUCUUCACGAAGUGAGGCUUCGAGACAAGAGCCUUGAGGAGCUCCAGCAGAAGUUGUGCGAACUCAGCAAGGCGGAAGACACGGGUGCCCCGUUGCUUGACAGAGUCACACUGCUGACGGCAGAACUCUUGCGUCGGGAAAAGAUAAUGAGUGAAAAGGAUGCCGUGCUUUACGCCUACGAGGCGCGGUUAGAACGGGCGGAGCGGGGAAGCCUUAGUGCGUUGGAGUCACAGUGUCGGGCGGAGAUUCGGGCCAGUGAACUCUCUAAGGAGCGGGAUGUGUAUCUGCGGGCACUCAAGGAAUUGUUUUCUCGAAAUGAAGAGCUCGGAAAAUGUGUAGAGAAAAAAGUUUCCUCUUCUCAAAGUAUGAGCGAAGGUUCAGUGCACACUCCGGAGCUGUCUCCUGAACUGUGCGAGAAGGACGCAGGGACAGAACUUCGCCAUUCGGAGAAGUAUGAGUCUCUGGUGAGUCUUUUCCAAAUUCGCCUUGCAAACAGCGAGGUGUGGAUGAACAUGAAAAGUUUGCUCGUUAAUUGGAUGGCGUUUGUGCUUAAAAAGAAGAUUACUGCACCGCAGAUGGGUAAGAUACGGCACUUCUCCAGUCAAGCAAUUACAUCCUUAACAAGUGAAGCCCUGGAAGGAGACGACAAGGAUAUUUCGUUGAUGGAUAAAGAGGAGGAAGAAGAGACGGGGAUACGAAGAGAAGUGGAAAUCGUCGAAGAACCGAAUGCGGAGCUAAAGGCGACGGAAACCGCAUCGGAAGAACAAAAACAAGAGACUGAAGAAGAGGAAAAUGCACAGAAAAAUGAAGGGCGUGAGGUGUCUAAAGUGGUUAAGGCUCUCGAGCAGCAUCUGGCACUGGAGCCACUGGAGAAAAUAUAUGAUACGACCAAACAGUCGUCCCGCUCAAAUCUGCAUGUUUGCACGAGUGAUUUAGAUUCUUUAUCUCUAGCAAAGAAAAACUCAAACCCCGUGAUCUCCCAAGGUACGGCCGAUCCUUGUUUGGCGCAAGAGGAACCAAUUUCAAGCGGUGUAAGCAUAAUCGAUAAGAAGGAAAGGAAAGCAGAAGUAGAAGAUGCGGAGGAGGCUCUCUCGAGUGCUGUUGAGAGUCUUCAUUCGCUCCAAGACGGAUCGGAGGCGAGUGCUAUUAUUGCAACACUUCUCUCUUUGCAUCGCCAAGGGGUGGGGGUGUGGCGUCGCAGAGCGUUUCUGGUAGAGCAGCAGAUGGAGGAAUGGGGAGCAAAAGUCUCCACUCUAUCAGGUUUGCUUCAGCAACAGAUGCUUCCCUAUAUGUUCGUACUGUACGAAAUUUAUACCACAGCCAUGACAGACAAAAUUAACAUUUUCCUUGAAGAAAACUUCUGCUUAAUGAAUUGUGCCUCCGAUAAAAUGUGCGGGGCAUAUGAGCGCUCUGUUAUGGAAAGCAGUUUUUUUAUCAUGCUGAGGUACUGGGGUAAAUGGCGACUUCACCUUGAGGCUUCCCGAUUGGUUAUGUUGAGGGAAAAGGCGACCCGAACGGUGUCUUCCAUGGCGGAGCAACAUGAGCAGCUGAAGGCCAUCGCCCAACGUGCAAUGAUGCGAAUAAGGGAUUUUGAGGGGCCUUCGGGUCGCAAUGAAGGCGAUGUUGCGGAGAUUUAG